Molecule: messenger RNA, 858 nt
Organism: Hyaloscypha bicolor E
Lineage: Eukaryota; Fungi; Ascomycota; Leotiomycetes; Helotiales; Hyaloscyphaceae
Exons: 1
Coding region: 245-430 (61 amino acids)
Source: RefSeq, a predicted model, not a curated record
GCCUUGUAGGACAUAAUAAUCGGCUGGAGCUUGGCCACCUUCGAGGCAAGUGCGCACUCCUACUGCGCUUCGCUCAUAGUUGGGAAAAGCAAGUGUCCCACCCCAAGCAAGUCUCAUCAAAAUUCUCAAUUCGAUCAAUGAGAACCCAGUGCCGCUGGAUAUCGCCUGGGAAAUUGGAACGUCUCUGACAGUAGCAUCACUCAUUGAAAGCCUCGAUUACGAGAUGUAGAGAACGCUGAUCUCAAUGUACAAGUAUCUCGCCAUUGCCAAAAGAAUUGCGCCUUUCAGCACGAGAAAAAUGGCGUUUAUGUGUCGGAUUAUGUUUUCCGAGAUGAGGAAGAGACAGGAAACACUGCAUUCGGUGUGGGAACGACUUGAUAUUGAGCUCAGGAAGAUUAACGAGAUUGGGCUUUCUGUGCAAAGCGGCUGAACCUACCACGUUCAAAUGUCUCAAAAGAAACCGGAAUCCAAAACCAAAAAAGAAGUGGCCAAGCUGUUGAACUACGAAUAGCGCUGGGGAAUAUAACUCAUCAGAAGAAGAGUGUGACAAUUCCGAUUCAAAUACAGGUGGGAAGAAGAGUGGCCAUAAGACCGAUGUACACCGUACAAAGUCACUGGCACACUCCCCCGAAGAUUUCGUGGGAGAUUGAUGAGUUUGCCCUCAACCAGCGGGCUGGAGAGGCACUGAAUAGUGGCGUUAGCAUAGUCGACUUCGGAGAAAGACAGUCGAGGUUAUUUAGUGCAAUAGCCCUGCAUCUGGAAGCUGUCAGGAGUUUGUUCUUGAAAGAGUUAGUUCACACAGCUUAGCCACAUUUUUGGUUGCAAGAAUUCCGUUAUUCAAUCUUAUAUGCAUGGCUG